CAUUCACGACGAAGACAGCAUGCAUCACAUCACCUUGGGUGACGUUCUCUCACAUUCCAGAGAACUCUUGAGCUCCGCAUCUCCAGUGUUUUCACGGCCGGCCAAUGCCUCGCUUUCGGGCAGCUUCGGAGGCUGGUGUGAAGCUCGAGCUCGAAAGGGCCUUCGUCAUUAGCCCAGGUGCCCCCACCAAGACCCCGCCAGCUCCUCAAACAUUUAGGUAGUCGAAGCUCAACAACACAUUGUUUCUUCAACCUACUUCUGCAUACUUUGAUACCCCUUACACACUUUCCAAUCCUCACUCGCAUACCAAUCCUCAAAAUGGCGCGUCAAUUCUUCAUCGGAGGCAACUUCAAGAUGAACGGCUCUAUCGAGUCCAUCAAGAAGAUUGUGCAGAACCUCAACGACGCCAAGCUCGACUCCAAUGCCGAGGUCGUCAUUGCUCCUCCCGCCCUCUACCUCCUCCUGACCCGCGAGCACCUCCGCAAGGGCAUCGAGGUCGCCGCCCAGAACGUCUACGACAAGCCCAACGGUGCCUUCACUGGUGAGAUCUCCGCCGAGCAGCUCAAGGACAGCGGCAUCACAUGGGCCAUCCUCGGCCACUCGGAGCGCCGCACCAUCCUGCAGGAGGACGACGCUUUCAUUGCCAGCAAGACCAAGGCUGCGCUCGACGGCGGUAUCAGCGUGAUCCUGUGCUGCGGCGAGAGCCUCGAGCAGAGGGAGGCCGGCACCACCGUCGACGUUGUCACCAAGCAGCUCAAGGCUGUCGCGGACAAGGUCAAGGACUGGAGCAAGAUCGUCGUUGCCUACGAGCCCAUCUGGGCCAUCGGCACCGGCAAGGUUGCAACCACGGAGCAGGCUCAGGAGGUCCACGCCGCCAUCCGCGAGUGGCUAAAGAAGGAGGUCUCCUCCGAGGCUGCGGAGAAGACGCGCAUCCUGUACGGCGGCAGCGUCAACGAGAAGAACUGCAGCGAGCUGGCCAAGCAGGCCGACAUUGACGGUUUCCUUGUCGGCGGUGCUUCGCUGAAGCCUGCGUUUGUCGACAUCAUCAACGCCAACUCUGCGUGAAUCCAUGGCAGCGGCGCGCGAUUGUAGUUGGAUAUCAUGAGUAACGC
Molecule: messenger RNA, 1112 nt
Organism: Didymella exigua CBS 183.55
Lineage: Eukaryota; Fungi; Ascomycota; Dothideomycetes; Pleosporales; Didymellaceae
Product: Triosephosphate isomerase
Exons: 4
Coding region: 319-1065 (248 amino acids)
Biological process (GO): glycolytic process; glycerol catabolic process; gluconeogenesis
Cellular component (GO): cytosol
Molecular function (GO): triose-phosphate isomerase activity
Source: RefSeq, a predicted model, not a curated record